Brassica rapa (field mustard) is the source of this 1763-nucleotide messenger RNA. Its product is annotated as cytokinin riboside 5'-monophosphate phosphoribohydrolase LOG3. Gene Ontology annotation, biological process: cytokinin biosynthetic process. Lineage: Eukaryota; Viridiplantae; Streptophyta; Magnoliopsida; Brassicales; Brassicaceae. The record is from RefSeq and is a predicted model, not a curated record. Gene Ontology annotation, cellular component: nucleus; cytosol. Gene Ontology annotation, molecular function: hydrolase activity, hydrolyzing N-glycosyl compounds.
AAAAUUAAACGUUUGGUAUUUAAAUACCACAUGUUUCUUUGGGAGGGGGGAGGUUUUCUAUAUUUUAACUAAAUUCAUUUUCCUAAUAAUAUUGCAGUACCAAUCAAGUGCCUACUUUCAAAAUAACAAAUAAAAGUUUAAUGUUUAAAAAUGACUAAAUUAAAUCGAUGACCAGCAUGACGAGAAGACACACUAUAUAACAACAAUGGUUGUGCCAAGAAGCAUUAGUGGUGAAGAUACACUACAACUCCAAAAAUAGAGUUUGUGAGCUUUCAGUCAGGUUUCUUUUACACUCGUUUCUUGAAAUUAGAUUCUUGUACUCAAAGAAACCUUAAAACUAUUUACCUUUUCUCUUUCCGGACUACAAAGUUAGAUUUAUCAAAACUUAGAGCUCGGAAUCAAUGGAGAUCAAAGCUGAAACGAUGCAAAAGUCAAAGUUCAAAAGAAUCUGUGUCUUCUGUGGAAGCAGCCAAGGCAAGAAGAGUAGUUACCAAGAUGCUGCUGUUGAUCUCGGCAACGAACUGGUUUCAAGGAAUAUUGAUCUAGUCUAUGGAGGUGGGAGCAUAGGAUUGAUGGGUUUGGUUUCACAAGCUGUUCAUGAUGGUGGUCGUCAUGUUAUUGGAGUCAUUCCCAAGACCCUCAUGCCCAAAGAGUUAACUGGUGAAACAGUAGGAGAAGUAAGAGCAGUUACAGGUAUGCACCAAAGGAAAGCUGAGAUGGCUAAGCACUCCGAUGCUUUUAUUGCGUUGCCAGGUGGCUAUGGAACCCUUGAAGAAUUGCUUGAGGUCAUAACUUGGGCUCAGCUUGGAAUACAUGAAAAGCCGGUGGGUUUGCUCAAUGUUGAUGGAUACUACAACUCUCUGCUCUCAUUCAUCGAUAAAGCCGUGGAAGAAGGAUUCAUCAGUCCUACUGCUCGUGAGAUCAUCGUCUCUGCUCCUAAUGCUAAAGAGCUUGUGAAGAAACUAGAGGAAUACGCACCUUGCCAUGAAAGUGUUACGUCUAAGCUUUGCUGGGAGAUGUGACGGAUUAGAGAAUGAUCAAGAUCAAGAACUAAUAUAUCUAUUAUAAAUAUUUAUAUAUAGAUAUGAAAAAAUGUCUAGAAGAUUUUCAUGGUUUUGAUCUUACUAAAAAAGGAAUAGAUUCUGUUUAGUUGGGGUAAAGUUUAUGUAAAUUAUUAGUACUAGUACUAAAGUCUUUUAACUCCAAACUAUAAUGUCUUGACCUGUUUAAAGUUGAAUCUUAUCGGCUAAGUGAAGUCUUGUCACAACAAAAUAGUGACACACGUGGAAUGUUGAGGCAAAGUUAGAUUAAGUGGUUGAGUUUGGUGUGAAUAGAUGAAGUUGAAACCUAACUUAUUAUAGGUUGCAAGUUAAGAUAGGAUAAUGAUGAUGAUGCACAUAAAGGUGUGCAACGGAUACUUCUCCACAGUUUCAGGAGUUUGAUAGAAUGAUAGUUGAGUAACAAACAGUAAAAAUUAGUUAUAUAACCAUAUCAAUCAAUCAGUCACUCAAAUCAACAGGAAAAAUGUACGACUUACACUUCUCCACAGUUACAAGCUAGACAAAUCACAGUGAGGUAUAAGUGCAACAACAACCUUCACAGCAUUCCUUCAUGAACUACAAUGUAGCUUUCACCUACUAUCACGAGCAAAUAUGAAGGUACCAUGAUGCUUAUUACGAACAUAAAUGGCUUGAAACUGUUAUCAUUAUUUAGUAUCUAUAACUUAAAGGAUGUAAAGAUAACAUAACACGAUCCAAUACUAU